This is a messenger RNA of Pygocentrus nattereri (red-bellied piranha), 1544 nucleotides long. RefSeq lists its product as uncharacterized. The transcript is spliced from 11 exons. Bases 1 to 1512 code for a protein of 503 amino acids. NCBI's taxonomy places the organism in Eukaryota, Metazoa, Chordata, Actinopteri, Characiformes, Serrasalmidae. The record is from RefSeq and is a predicted model, not a curated record.
AUGACACAGAAAGACAAGACUUACAAGAAAAGAGACAGCAUUGACUGUAACACAGGGUGGAACAAUAGCCUGAAGGAGAUCGGGCUUUUGCUACCCAUUUCUGGGACAGCCAGUGGUCAAGGACUUAAUAAGAAAGAAACACUGAUCCACAUGCUGCAAUACUUUGACUAUCUUCAGAGUCAUAUUCAGAAUUUACAGAGCAGCCUCCCAUCCUACUGCCUUCCAAACAACAGUGACAGAGUUCUGAUAGUUCUGUUUUUUUGUUGGUUAAUGUAUGUAUUAAUAGUUUUUGUGUAUGUGUGUGUGUGUGUGUGUAUGUGUGUGUGUGUGUGCAUGGAAGAAUCUGAGUCAGAGAGUGAAGACACGCCUCUCUCAGAGCCCAACACGCCUCCACAUUUACUCAAGGCGAAGCGCAAGUACAGCUGUACUCGCUCACGCAAGAAAACCACAUCUAAUCCAGAACCUUUUGAUGACAGCAGUCUUCAUAAAGGAGAUGCUUAUAGACAUGUCACAGCCAACACAUACAGAGAGUAUCCCCCUAUGGGGAGUUCUGAUAAAGGAAUGUGCUUUAUUGACAAGAGCAACAGCAACACACACACAGAUUCUUCUGAUUCCUACUACAGUGCACUGUUGCCAGCAACAUCGUCUUCCAGAACAGGAAGCAGUGUGGAUCAGGAAUCCCCUUGUCAAGGACUUGGAAGCCAGUGUUCUGUCUGUGAGGACAGGACAGGAAGUGAGGAUGGGAGCUUGGGAAGCAAUGACCUUGAUACUCCACCUUCUGGGUCCUUUCUUUUGAAAGACAGGAUGCUUGGAAUUCUCCCUUCUUUGGGGAAUAAGCAGUUGCCUGCUAGCCCCACACUCCCACAGACACCUGUACUACCAUUCCUCCCAUUGCUGGGAGCUGGGGAGGGCCUGAAUCUUAGCCCCUCUCUGCUCACAUCACCAGCUCGUGACCUCAGUCACCCACUACUACCCAACAGACAAGAGGAGCUGCAGACAUUAUUUGAAGAUGUAUGGGUGACUUCUAAACCUACUGAUCUCAAAGCACCCAGUUUGCAACGCAAAUCUCCAGAUGAGUCAGAAGAUGACAGAGGUUCGGAUUAUAUAAACUGGACCCCAAAACAAUGCAUUCCUGAGAGGACAGCAACAAAAGCUCGUCGCAGAAGAUUCUUCAACAAGAGCCAGGAUGUUACAAACCCUAACCUGAAGAAGAAAUGUGUGAAUGGCUUUAUCAUGUUUUGCAGAGUGAACCGGAGAUUGUAUCUUAGAACGCAUCCUGGCACUCCUUCGACUGUGGUUACCAAAGAGCUGGCCAAAUUGUGGCAUAUAAUGCCUAAGCAAGAGAGACGUUUGUACUGCCUGAAAGCAAGGCACUUCAGUCGCCAGCAAAACCGUAAUGUGCGUAGUGAAGGAUGGGAGGCAGAUGAGGAAGCAGAGGACUUUAUCCUAAGCCCUCUGAAUAUGUUACUGGCACACAGAGAUUUGUACUUUGCCUCCAGGGGAAAGCCUUGAGCAAACUUGUUCUUUACCCUUGUGUUGCAAAU